Molecule: messenger RNA, 1766 nt
Organism: Didymella exigua CBS 183.55
Lineage: Eukaryota; Fungi; Ascomycota; Dothideomycetes; Pleosporales; Didymellaceae
Product: t-SNARE
Exons: 3
Coding region: 236-1366 (376 amino acids)
Biological process (GO): intracellular protein transport; exocytosis; vesicle fusion
Cellular component (GO): endomembrane system; plasma membrane; SNARE complex
Molecular function (GO): SNARE binding; SNAP receptor activity
Source: RefSeq, a predicted model, not a curated record
UUAAGAUUAACAAGCGGUUGCCCUGCUCCACUCAUCUCAAGUUCUCAACGACGAGUCGUUGCGCCCACUGCUCACAACAAUCACUGCAUCAAUUCGCAUCGCUACACACAUUCGCGAUACACAAUAUCCCUACUGCGCCAAAUUGUGCAUGCUUCCGUCGCUUCCGCAUCUGCCUAAUAGCUGAAUCGCGGCCUUCCGAAACAUCCUUUGAAACACUACGACACGCGCGACAGCCAUGUCGGGCAACAAUUACCAGCAAUAUGGCGGGAACCCCUACGGCCAGGCGGAGGCAGGCUAUGGCGGUACCAGCAAUCCAUAUGGUAACACCGGUUACGGGUCUUCGAACCCAUAUGGCGGAGGCUACGAUGAGCAGAACGCUCGCCCAAACCAAUUAACACAAGGCGACUCGAACUACUCGCAGCCCUCGCAAUACUCGGCGCCCGCGCCGACGCAGACUGUACCGCACACAGACGCUCCUCUGCCUCACGGAAACACAGCUCAGCAGCACUACGGAAGCAAUGCGCAGGUCGGUCAGCAGCCGUACGGCCUCGAGCAGCCUGGCACCAAGCCCUUGAGCCAGCAGGACUUCCUUCAGCGCAUUGAUGGAACCAAGACCCGGAUUAGUCAGCUCACGCAAGACAUUGGCGCCAUCUCGAGCAUCCACCAGCGCAUGCUCUCGUCGCCUGACAACCGCUCGUCCGCCGAACUGGAGAGCAUUGUUGCGCAGACACAGAUCAGGAACACCCAGAUCAAGGACGAGAUUAAGUUCCUCGAGCGCGAUGCCGCGCGCGAUUCCACCAAUACUUUCAAAAAGACCCAAGUCGAGUCGCUUAAGAGGACGUUUAAGAGUCAGCUCGAGGACUUCCAAAGGGAAGAGGCGGACUACUCUAAGAGGUACCGCGAGGCCAUUGCCCGUCAGUACAGGGUCAUCAACCCUGAGGCUACCGAGGCAGAGGUUCAGGAGGCAGCGAACGCCGACUGGGGUGACGAGGGUAUCUUCACACAGGCACUCAAGAGCAACCGCAGUGGGCAAGCGUCCAGUGUUUUAGGCGCUGUUCGUGCUCGUCACAACGACAUCCAGCGCAUUGAGAAGACCAUGGUCGAGCUAGCCACUUUGUUCCAGCAGCUGAACGAGCAGGUCGUCUACCAGGAGGAGCAGACUGUCCAGGUCGAGAAUCAGACCAUCCAGGUCAACGAAGACGCUAAGCACGCAAACACACAACUCGACCAAGGCAUCAAGUCUGCUAGGCGUGCAAGAAAGCUCAAAUGGUGGACACUCUUUGUUGUGGUCCUCAUAAUCGCCAUUAUUGCUCUGGCUUUGGGUCUUUACUUUGGUCUCAGGGACAAGAACAAGAACACCACCUAGGGGGGUGAGCUUUCUGUAAACCAUCCUAUGAAUGGGCCCAGUCCGACCGUGCUUAGGCGCUUUGGAUACCUCCUGCGCAGGAAAGUCGAGAAGCGUGCUGAUCACUCGUCCUGGUCCGCAGCACAGUCCGGUAUGAUAGUGCCAUGUGGUCCGAUGUGCAGGUUGGGUCCUGCGCCUUGGUUGCUGCUGGGCGCUUGGGCUGACCCUGCACAUAAGAUAUCUUGAUGUGGUUUUAUGAGCUAUAGACGUGAGGAUAUAACGUCGUUAAUCGUAAUGAGAGCUGCAAUUAGCAGCUGUGUGUAUACUGAGAGUUAGCAGGUAGCGCAAAUUCAUGAUCCACUGAUUCAAGAUGAAGACCCACGGUGAUCCUCAUCCCGAUGGUGGCUGUGUUGACAACACG